Messenger RNA from Gamsiella multidivaricata, 2262 nucleotides. RefSeq names its product U3 small nucleolar ribonucleoprotein complex, subunit Mpp10. Gene Ontology annotation, cellular component: nucleus; sno(s)RNA-containing ribonucleoprotein complex; small-subunit processome. NCBI's taxonomy places the organism in Eukaryota, Fungi, Mortierellomycota, Mortierellomycetes, Mortierellales, Mortierellaceae. The record is from RefSeq and is a predicted model, not a curated record. The transcript has 4 exons. Bases 128 to 2140 code for a protein of 670 amino acids. Gene Ontology annotation, biological process: rRNA processing.
CAGCAUGCCUCAGUAGAGUACCAUUCGUCUUCGACCGGUCAACUACUAUUCCCAUACCUCCUUUUAGUCCACUACCUUCAUCCCUGUUGUGUCCACUUCAUACUCAAAUAUAUACACGUACACAAGCAUGCCCGCGGAAACCACAAUCCCUGACGAGGCAUUGCUCAAGAGCUUUGCCGAAGAGGUUCUCGACAAGCCAGAGGUCUUUCUCACAAAGUCCGAGGUGUCUGCAGAGCAGGCCAAGGCUAUCACGAAAUACCUCUAUGACCUCGGCAAAUCGGCAGAGACUGGAUCAUUAAAGGGACAAGGAUCAAUUUUGGAAGAAUUGUUUGUUGACGGUUUCAACAACGAUCAGAUCUGGGAGGAAAUCCACAUGCAGAACACCCCGUUCCUGUCAUAUCUCAAGGCAGAAAUCAAGGACAUCAAGUCCAACAAGACCGGUUCACAAACAGCAGCCGACGAGCAGGGCGAUGGGGAUGCAGAGGGAGAGGAGGAUGAGGACGAUGCGGAAAUGAACCUGGGACUUGACGACGAGGACAUGGGUCUCGACAUGGACGAUACAGAUAACAUGGAGGGAUUCUCUGGUGAAGAUGAGAUGGAGGGAUCAGACUCCGAAAAUAUCGUGGACUACAAUGACGACGACGAUGACGAUGACGAUGACGAUGAGGAAGAGGAAGAGGAAGAGGAAGAGUUGGAUGAUAUUGACCUGCCUGUCAAGAAGAAAACCAGGACAUCAGAAGUCGACGAUGACUUUUUCAACUUGGCAGAGUUCAACGCUAUGACCGAGAAGCAGGAGGAGGAGGAAAUUGAGGGCAAGGAGCCAGAUGAGGACGAGGAAGAAAUUGACUACUUUGCUGAUCCAGAUCUCAUCGACAGUGGCGACGAGGAUGACGACUUUGGCGAUAUGGAGGAGAAUGAAAAUGAGGUCGAUGCACAUGAUGUGGGAUACGGCGACUUUUUUGCCCCGCUACCAAAAGGAACGACGAACCGUCCCAAGGCACAGCGCCGCCCCAAGAAUGAUGAAGGAGAUUCCUUUGGCAAGCAGAAGGCCGGACAGGACGACGAUGAGGAUAUGGAGAUGCAGGACGCUGAAGACGAUGAGGAAUCCGCAGAAGUGAACGCGCUUGGCGAUAGAGUCUCCAACCUCUUUGGAGCGGAUGAGGGAGAAGCAGAGACAGAAACCCUUUCAAAGUUCCAGAAGGCACAGCAGAAACUGAAGCAACAAAUCGAGGCAUUAGAGCAGGAAAACGUUGUAUCCAAGGACUGGACCAAGAAGGGAGAGGCCUCAUCGGCCGAUCGGCCCGUGAACAGUCUGCUGGAGGAGGACCUGGAGUUCGAGACAGUCGCCAAGCCCAUCCCCGUUAUCACCGCAGAAACAACACAGACCCUCGAGGAUAUCAUCAAGGAGCGCAUCUUGGCCGGCAACUGGGACGAUGUCGUCCGUAAGGCACCACCAAACCCCAAGGCCUUCAAUCCGUCCUCCAGGGUCGAGAUCUCGGACGAAAAAUCCAAGAAGUCGCUUGCAGAACUGUACGAGGAUGACUAUGUUCGCCAGACAUCUUCAACAGGACCCGUCCUGAGCGAACGCGAGGCAGCACUGGAAAAGAAGCACGAGGAGAUCACAACACUCUGGCAGGACCUUUGUCAAAAACUCGACUCGCUGAGCAACUGGCAUUAUGCACCCAAGCCUCCGAAGGCUGAGCUCACCGUUGUUACCAAUGCACCGGCAAUCAGCAUGGAGGAAGCAAUCCCUGUUAGUGUUGCAGACGCGGCCCUUUUGGCACCAGAGGAGAUCUACUCUGCAGGCAAGGCACCGGUCAAGGGUGAUACAGAGAUGGAGCAGGCGGAGCGGAAGCGCAAGAGAGCUCAAGCCAAGCGUGCGAAGAAGGCGGAUAUCAAGGAGAAGGGGCGCAAGGAUGCAGAGCGCCAGGCCGAGAGAGAGGCCAGGGACCGGAGAUUGGGUCGCCAACCCGGCGACAAGGGCAAUUCGAAGACGAUCGUGCGCGACAAGAUGGAUGCAGUCAAGGCGCUCUCGGGACAGAAGAACAUCAGCUUUAUCGAUCGCGAGGGCAACAAGCGGUCGAGCAUCAAGGGCGGGUCCCAGGCAGAGGCGGCCAAAAGCGCAAAGCUCAAAUUGUAAUAAUCGUAUUAUCAGCAUCUUCGUUUUCACCCUCUCCCUCCAAAGUUACCAUUUCCACCUUCGCAUUUUCUAGAUAUCGCCAUGACCAUUCUCAUUGUUAUAAAAACUGUUUGUUUGAAUCG